This is a messenger RNA of Rhodofomes roseus, 3234 nucleotides long. RefSeq names its product pre-mRNA splicing factor. Gene Ontology annotation, molecular function: RNA binding; ATP binding. NCBI's taxonomy places the organism in Eukaryota, Fungi, Basidiomycota, Agaricomycetes, Polyporales, Fomitopsidaceae. The coding region runs from base 1 to 3234 and encodes 1077 amino acids. The transcript has 10 exons. Gene Ontology annotation, cellular component: catalytic step 2 spliceosome; intracellular anatomical structure. The record is from RefSeq and is a predicted model, not a curated record.
AUGUCUUCCGAGCUGGAACGGUACAUCAGUGAUAAUUCAUUACGGUUCUUUGCCUCAUCUUCGAAGUCUCCUGAAGCCCUCUUCACCGCGCUCAAUGCUUCCGGUUUACCAGACUCGCCCGACGCACACCGCUUCGCGCAAGAGGUGUUCUCGCGCGCUCCCCGCAAAACCAAGGCAAAGAAGUCUUCUGACCUGGCUCGUAAGCAGGCGGAGGAACAGUCAAAGCUGCUGCACUCCCAGAAGUUCGGCUUCCUGCUCGAAGACGAAGCAGAUCAGGGUACGUCGGAUCUGAAGAGUGACAGGGUGAAAGCCUCAGGUCGAAGUAGCGCGAAGGACAAGCGCGAAAGACAUGUGCGGAAACGGGAGAGCGACGCGAAGGAAUGGGAGAGUGACGAUGAAGAGAAGGCGAGAAAGAGGGCGAGGACGGAUGACGGAGACUACCACGAUAAGCAGGCAGCGGAGGAGGACCUGGAUAUGGAGACACCGGAGGAUGAGGAGGCGCGGAAGGAGCGACAACGGCUGGAGGACCUGAGAGAGCGAGACGAGUUCGCAGAACGGGUCAAGCAACGCGAUCGAGAGCAGACAAAGCGCGUUGUGGAGGAUAGGUCUUCAAAAGCUGUCGGUGCGGCGGCGGAGGCCGCUGAACGACGACGACUCGCCGAGGAUGCUGAUGCACGGGGACUCGCCAUGCCCAAGCUACGAGAACACUCACGGCAGGAAUACCUAACAAAGCGAGAAAUGCAACGGAUAGAGCUGCUGCGCCGUGAAAUCACAGACGAUGAAGCUCUCUUUGUCGGGAUGAAGGUCUCGAAACGUGAACGUAAGGAUCUCGAGCGGAAAAAGCAGCUUCUGCGGAUUGUCGAGGAAAGGCUCAAGAUCGAUGACAAGUACGAGGGCUACAUGCUACCGGAGGAUUACAUCACGGAGCAAGGCAAGAUUGACAAGAAGCGGAAAGAAGGUGUACUUUACCAACGGUACGAGGAGGCCAAACCAAAGGACGAUCAGUUCACGACCGACAUCGAUCAGUGGGAGACUGCGCAGACAAAGCACAGUACGUUCAAGACGGGUGCUAUGGACAGGAAAGAGAUUGUCGAAGAGUAUGACUAUGUAUUCGACGAGAGUCAGACGAUCAAGUUCGUCAUGGAGAGUACCUUGGGCGGCGAAGGCAACAUGUCCGCGACAGACAAACUCUUGCAGCAGCAAAUCGAGGAGGCGGAACAGCGAGCCAAGUCGAUCGACGAGACGCGAAAGUCUCUCCCGAUUUAUUCGUACCGAGAAGAGCUAUUGCAAGCAAUCAAGGAGCACCAGGUCCUCAUUGUCGUCGCCGAAACUGGGUCGGGUAAGACCACACAACUCCCUCAGUAUCUCCACGAAGCCGGGUACACCGCGAACGGCCUGAAAGUCGGUUGCACACAGCCCCGACGUGUGGCGGCGAUGUCCGUGGCGGCGCGCGUUGCCGAGGAGAUGGGGACGAAGGUAGGAUACGAGGUCGGGUACUCCAUCCGGUUCGAAGACUGCACGAGCGACAAGACGGUACUCAAGUACAUGACGGACGGCAUGCUACUGCGCGAGUUCUUGACAGAGCCGGAUCUAGCGGGUUACUCUGCGCUGAUCAUCGACGAGGCGCAUGAACGCACGCUGAGUACGGACAUCCUCUUUGCUCUUGUCAAGGUGCUCACGGAGAACGCAAAGGAUAUUGCUAGGUUCAGGCCAGAGCUACGCUUGUUGAUAUCAAGCGCGACUAUGGAUGCUGCGAAGUUCAGCGAGUACUUCGAUAACGCGCCUGUUUUCUAUGUACCCGGCCGACGAUAUCCAGUCGACAUUCACUACACCCCGCAACCAGAGGCGAAUUACUUGCACGCAGCCAUCACGACUGUCUUCCAGAUCCACACUACACAACCUCGUGGCGACAUCCUCGUAUUCUUCACCGGACAGGACGAAAUCGAGGCUGCACAGGAGAACUUGCAGGAAACCUCUCGCGCUCUAGGGAACAAGAUCGCAGAGCUGAUCGUCUGCCCUAUCUACGCGAACCUGCCGAGCGACAUGCAGGCCAAGAUCUUUGAGCCGACGCCCGAGGGCGCACGCAAGGUCGUGCUCGCGACGAACAUCGCCGAGACGUCCAUUACGAUCGAAGGCGUCGUGUUCGUCAUCGAUCCGGGCUUCGUCAAGCAGAACUCGUAUAACCCGCGCACGGGCAUGUCCUCACUCGUUGUCGUGCCCUGUUCGCGCGCGUCGGCCAACCAGCGCGCGGGUCGUGCGGGGCGAGUAGGGCCUGGAAAGGCGUUCCGGCUGUACACCAAGUGGGCGUACGCGAACGAGCUGGAAGAGAAUACCGUGCCGGAGAUUCAGCGGACGAACCUGGGAAUGGUGGUUUUGCUCCUGAAGUCGCUUGGUAUCAACGACUUAAUCGGGUUCGAGUUUAUGGAUCCGCCGCCAGGAGAGACCCUUAUGCGUGCGCUGGAGCUGCUCUAUGCGCUUGGGGCGCUCAACGACCGGGGAGAACUGACGAAGCUUGGACGGCGGAUGGCCGAGUUCCCGGUGGACCCAAUGUUGUCCAAAGCAAUUAUCGCAAGCGAGCACUACCACUGUACCGACGAGGUCCUCACUAUCAUCUCGAUGCUGCAAGAGUCAUCGUCGCUCUUCUACCGGCCAAAGGACAAGAAGUUGCAUGCGGACCAGGCUCGGCAGAACUUCGUCCGCGCAGGCGGCGAUCAUUUCACCCUGCUGAACGUGUGGGAACAGUGGGCCGAGACAAACUAUUCGCAGCAGUUCUGCUACGAGCAGUUCUUGCAGUUCAAGAGUCUUGGUCGCGCACGAGACAUCCGCGACCAGUUGGCGGGGUUGUGCGAGCGUGUGGAGGUCGUCGUGGAGAGUAAUCCCAAUACGAACGACAUUACCCCCGUACAGAAGGCUCUCACGGCAGGAUACUUCUACAACACGGCUCAGUUGCAGAAAAGCGGUGAUUCGUACCGGACACUCAAAACCAAUCAGACCGUGUACAUCCACCCAUCUUCGAGUCUGUUCCAGCAGACACCGCCUGUCAAGACCGUGCUGUACUACGAGCUUGUCAUGACGUCGAAGUCAUAUCUGAGACAAGUGAUGGAGAUCAAGCCUUCAUGGUUGCUGGAGGUUGCGCCGCAUUACUUCAAGCCUGCUGACCUCGAGCAGCUAGCGACGGGCGACAAGAAGAUGCCGAAGACGGUCGGCAGCGCCGGAGAGAAGUCGCGAACGUAA